Molecule: messenger RNA, 1529 nt
Organism: Xyrauchen texanus (razorback sucker)
Lineage: Eukaryota; Metazoa; Chordata; Actinopteri; Cypriniformes; Catostomidae
Product: 15-hydroxyprostaglandin dehydrogenase [NAD(+)]-like
Exons: 7
Coding region: 316-1128 (270 amino acids)
Cellular component (GO): cytoplasm
Molecular function (GO): oxidoreductase activity, acting on the CH-OH group of donors, NAD or NADP as acceptor
Source: RefSeq, a predicted model, not a curated record
UUUGUGACUAGAAUUUUUUUUUAGAGGAAACGUUUGUUGUUUUGUUUCUUGUAAAACCGAAUGAACAGACGCUCAGGCAGAACGCGUUGCAUUAAAAACCAUAUUGACGGAGCGCAAUGGAAUGGAACGGAUCGCAGUGCGAUGUGUUUUGAAAUGUUUAACUUUUUUUUUUUUUCUGACACGCCGACUUAAAAACGCAACGCUAAAAGAUUUACGCCUGAGAACAAUUACAAUUGUGCAGACGGGAUGUAGCUAAAAACGCGUCCUGUGCACGCGCCGCCUAGUAAUAUUGUUGAUGUGUUUCUUUCACAGGUGAUGGAUUUAAAAGAUAAAGUGGCCGUAGUGACCGGAGGGGCCCAGGGUUUGGGGAGAAGCUUUGUCGACAUACUCCUAAAAAAUGGCUCAAAGGUGGCCAUCAUUGACGUAAAUGAAUCACUGGGAAAUGAAUUGAAGGCGGCACUUGAUAAGGAAUAUGGACCAGACAGGGCUGAAUUUUAUGCUGCCAACGUCACAUCAGAGGAGGAAUUUAAAGGAGUUUUUCAGAAAAUUGUGGAAAAAAAUGGCCGCAUAAACAUUGUGUGCAAUAAUGCAGGGGUCAUCAAUGAAAAUGACUGGGAGAAAGCUAUUGCAAUAAACCUGGGAGGAGUGAUCAGGGGAACGUUUCUGGCUCUAGAACAUAUGAGGAAGGACAAUGGUGGUAAUGGAGGAGUCAUUGUCAACAUUGCGUCUAUGGCAGGUCUGGGUCCUCUGCCAAUAGCGCCCAUAUACACUGCAACUAAACAUGGAGUGAUGGGAUUCAGCCGUGCUAUGGCAGCUGCUUCCCAAUUGGCCAACUAUGGGGUGCGGAUCAACAUCCUGUGUCCCGGUUUUGUGAAGACAAACCUUCUGUCAUUACUGAGUUCAAAAGAGCAUGUUGGAAGGUUUUUUGAAUUAAAGGAUGUGACAGAGCAUUUGAUGGAGAAGUACGGCUUUCUGGAGGCUGAUAAUGUUGCCAAGGCUUUCCUUGUUCUUGUGAAAGACGAGAGCAGGAAUGGAGACGCUCUGAUGGUUCAUGCUAAUGGUGCAGGUUUCAUUUCUUUCCCUCAAGAUACCAAUGAAAUUCCUUUUACUACAGUCAGCCUGCAGUAGCCAAUCAGCUUCUACUUCUGCCACACCUUUCUAAUGCCACUGCAAAAUCGGGUGGAUUUGAGAUUAAAGGCUCCACCCGAGCUUGAAGACUUUAUAUAAUGAAGAGUCUUAUAGGUUUUUUUAAAAAAAUGUAUGCAAUCUUGGGAUUAAUCGCUUCUGCUUGUACAGUAUAUUCCCAUUUUGAAGUCCUUUGCUGACAAAACGUCAACCCAAUUAAAUGUAAUGCAAGUUAAGACAUGAUUUAUAUUUGAUACAAUUUGAUUUAAAAAAAUAAAUACAGUCUUGACAAAAUUAAAUAUGAUUUAUUCUGUUGUUAAAACUUACUGUAUAUGUAAUCUGUAUUAAUGCAUUCAUAUUUAAAAUGUCAGUUUAUUUCAAUAAAUAAGCUACUAACAUUAUGU